AUGACGGACGCUGGCUUUACCCCACUUAUGUUGGCGUUGCCGUCACUGACGCCAUCGCUGGCCAUUGAGAUUCUUCCUCGAGGCCUAACUCUUCACCGUCUCUUCGUCCAGACUGAUGGCCGUACACACGACCUCGUCGUAGGGCCCGAAGAUCCCAAAGGUCAUAUAACUCAAAAGUAUACCAAUACCAUCAUCGGUCGCUACACGAACCGAGUGCCUGCAGGCCCCCGAACCCUCACCCACACCACGUCUGGCCUUACCGCCUCUAUCGCCCCUAUUCCCAACUCUGACGCCACACCGGGUGUGUCUCUUCACGGCGGUCCCUCCGGCUUCGACCAACACUGGGGAUUCAACCUCGAUGCUUCCCUCAAAGACGACCCGCAGGCUUUGAACGUCAAGGGGCACUCAUUGACAAUGAAGGCAUCCCACACCGUCGAGAUCGACUCUACCGGUCUUUCUACUGGAAAACUGAACCCCGUAGCGGGAACCUACCACGAGCAUUCUGGCAAACUCAUCGGGGACAAAUUCCCAGAAGCUGGUGUCUCUGACGACAUCGUGUUCGUAGAUCACUUCUACGUAUUCUCCCCUCGUGAGACCGCUCCACACCAUAUCGCCGAGAAAGACCUCACGCCUGAAUACAAUGGCGUCGAGACUAUUCUUGGAGAGCAUCAUGGUUCACCGGUCGUCGAGCUCGCGUCAGAGAAGAGCGGAUUGAAGCUUUCAUUUGACACUAACCAGUCUGGAGUGCAAUUCUACUCGUACAACUUCUCGACGGGCGAUGGCGCGCGAAAGAAAAUACACGGUGGAAGUGGAAAGGCGGGACCUGGAGAGGGCUAUCCCGCUGGUGGAGCGGCGUUCCUCGAGUUCCACGAGCCGAUUGCCUCGUUCGUCCACCCUUCAACAAACCCGAGCGGAUAUGACACCAUUCUCGGCCCAGGCGAGAUAUACAACAACUUUGUGAGGAUGGACGUGUUGUACAAGAGCCCGAAGAGCCUUUGA
Molecule: messenger RNA, 999 nt
Organism: Stereum hirsutum FP-91666 SS1
Lineage: Eukaryota; Fungi; Basidiomycota; Agaricomycetes; Russulales; Stereaceae
Product: galactose mutarotase-like protein
Exons: 8
Coding region: 1-999 (332 amino acids)
Biological process (GO): beta-D-galactose catabolic process via UDP-galactose, Leloir pathway; glucose metabolic process
Molecular function (GO): carbohydrate binding; aldose 1-epimerase activity
Source: RefSeq, a predicted model, not a curated record